Trichobilharzia szidati is the source of this 2693-nucleotide messenger RNA. Lineage: Eukaryota; Metazoa; Platyhelminthes; Trematoda; Strigeidida; Schistosomatidae. The record is from the annotation of a GenBank genome assembly.
CGCGCUUUUCCACUUGUACGCUAUAUCACUUCUAAUUGGCGUCAUUGUGCAUUCUUAUGAGGAUUAGGGAUAAAAUCACCGUUUUUUAAUUGUAAUUUCACACUAAAGGAUCUGUUUUACUAUACUUCUUCUUGCAAGGUCUCAAUAUUUAAUUCUAUCAAGCAUUUUUUUGAAAGCAUUUCCAGACAAUGAAUAUUCAUCGUGCUGUAAGAAAUUACAUUAACAAAAUGGUUUCAAUGGCCGACGGUGGAGGCAUGAAAGUUUUAAUGCUUGAUCAAGAAACCUUAAAAAUUGUCAGUGUAGUUUGUUCUAUGUCAGAAAUUAUGAAAUAUGAUGUCUAUCUAAUUGAACAUAUUGACUCACCACGUGAACCUCUUGAACACUUACGUUGUAUUUGUUUUAUACGACCAACAAAAGAGAAUAUUAGCCUAUUGUCACAAGAGUUAAGAAAACCGAAUUACUUUUCUUAUUAUAUAUUCUUUAGUCAUUCAAUAACUAAACAACUGCUUAAACAAUUAGCAGAAGCCGACGAAAAUGAGGCGGUUGUUGAAGUUCAAGAGUAUUUUGCUGAUUUCAUCCCCUUAUCUCCAUUUCUUUUUGAACUUGAUAUACCCAUCAGCUUGGAUGAAAGUAGAGAUAUGAAUAGUCGAGUGUUGAAUCGAACCACUGAUGGUAUCACAUCAGUAUUGUUAGCUUUAAAAAAGUGUCCUGUAAUCCGCUAUCAAAAUAAUUCAGAAGCAGCCCGUCAGUUGGCUGAAUCAAUUCGUUCGUUAAUAUCUAGAGAGACGGUGUUGUUUGAUUUUCGACAAACAGAACCAGCUCCUGUACUGUUGAUUUUAGACAGAAGACAAGACACUGUCACACCAUUGUUGUCACAAUGGACUUAUGAAGCUAUGGUGCAUGAAUUAAUCGGUAUCACACAGAAUCGUGUCAGUUUGGCUCGAGCACCGAACGUGAAAUCCGACCUGAAAGAAAUUACUUUAGAUCGUGAAUUCGAUGAGUUCUACCGUACAAAUCAAUUUUCAAAUUUUGGUGAUAUUGGACAAUCGAUUAAAAAACUUGUCGAUAACUUUCAAAAAGCCUCAAAAUCUGUUGAUGCUAAAAACUUGGAGUCAAUUGGAGACUUGAAAAAGUUUCUAGAAAAUUAUCCAGCCUUUCGAAAAGUCUCUGGCACCGUUGAUACACAUGUGACAUUGAUGUCAGAGUUAUCUAGAAUUGUAAAAGAGCAUGCCCUGCUAGAAGUAAGCGAAGUUGAACAAGAACUUGUAUGCCGGGAUAAUCAUGCUUCAGUUUUAUCACGUAUUAAAAGUUUAGUCAGUGAUCCACGGAUUCUACUUUCUGAUGCUUUAAGACUUGUCCUACUGUAUGCUUUACGCUAUGGCAAGCAAAAACAAGAGUUGGCUGGAUUAAUUCGCGCUUUAGUGACACGUGGUGCUACCGAUGAAGAUAUUAGAACUAUUGAAAAGUUACUGGAGUAUUCAUGGCCAGUAUCCAAUUCUGAUGGAUUCGAUUUAUUUAAUGUUGUUAAAAGUGCAACAACCAGUGGAACAUCAGCUAUUGUCGAUGCUCAAAGUGCAACAAAAGCAAUGGCUUCGUUAAAAAAACGCUUAGUACAAGAAUUAAAAGGUGUCGACAAUGUAUACACUCAACAUGAACCUUUAUUAGUAGAUAUUUUAAAUAAGCUGACUAAAGGUCAACUACGUGAUGCUUCAUUUCCUAGUUUAGCUACCGGUACUUGUUGGAAGACUGUACCUAGUGGCCAGCGUCCAAAAGAAAUUAUUGUCUUUUUCAUUGGUGGUGUCACCUACGAAGAAGUCUGUAGUGUGCAUAAAAUUAAUUCUUCAACACCAGAUGUCGAUAUUAUCAUAGGAGGGACAUGUGUUCAUAAUUCGAGAACAUUUUUACAAGAAGUAUCUGCAAUUACAAAAAGUGUUGGUAUUGCAAAUACUAAUUCAUCGAAACUCAUGCCUAAUUCUGUGGAACCUACUCGUCGAGUAUAUGGGAAUUCGAGAAGUAAUAUUCGCUAUGGAUUAUUACAAUGAGACAGGUCUUAUCAGGAAUAAAGGAAAUUUCGUCUGUGAUCAUUCCAUUAUUAUUAUUACUAUUUCUGCAAAAUGUUUUCCGUUUUAUUUGUUGUAUGGGUUAUCUUCACUAGUUUAAGUAACUUUCUACUAAUUUGCUGCUGAGCAUUUAUCGGUAUUUCUAUCAAAUUCGAAAAAAAAGAAAAUCCUUCUUUGAUUGCUACUUUAUUUAAAUAUUAUAAAGUGUAAUAAAUGUUGUGAAUAGUGGAAAAAAAACUGGCUAGUGACAUGGUCCGAAUUCAUUUAUGCCGUACGCUUCGGUGUAGCGCUAGUAUUUAAAUCUAUGUUGUCAUGGUGAUGCUUAGCUGUGAUCCUCAGCGGUAUGUUUUUUUGUUUACUAUAUUUUGCUUGGGUAAAAAAUUAAUGAUGAAAAGAGUCGUCCAUCGUCUUGUAUCAUUCCGUAUGAGUAGUUUCUCAGUCAAGAAGUUCAAUUUAUGUAUUCAAUCUUUUAUCAUCAAUUUGUUUGAAUGCAUUUUCUCAUUUUGUACACUAGUUUUAACAUGUUGUCUACAAUGUACGUAUAUAUAUAUGCUUUAUAAAGUAUAUACCUUUACGAUAAUUGAAAAAAGAGCAAAAAUGAAAUUGAACAUGUUAUUUUGAGAAGUGGAAGAG